This is a messenger RNA of Lepidothrix coronata (blue-crowned manakin), 565 nucleotides long. RefSeq names its product nck-associated protein 1-like. The record is from RefSeq and is a predicted model, not a curated record. Gene Ontology annotation, biological process: neuron projection morphogenesis; cell projection assembly; cell migration. The annotation marks the transcript as partial. Lineage: Eukaryota; Metazoa; Chordata; Aves; Passeriformes; Pipridae. Gene Ontology annotation, cellular component: SCAR complex. The transcript has 5 exons.
CGACCCCGGGUUCCCGCGCCUGGGGCAGAUGGUUCUGGAGUACGAGCACCCCCUCAAGAAGCUGCUGGAGGAGUUCGGGCCCCACACCAAGGCCGUGAGCAGCGCCCUCCUGUCCCUGCGCUGCCUGUUCAUGAGGAGGAACCUCGACGCGGAGCAGUGGAGGAAGGAGCAGCUCCUGAGCCUGCUGGGGACAGCGGGGGACAUGCUGAGCCCUGCCACCUCCGACAGCAUGGCCUGCGAGUACCUGUCCCUGGAGGUGAUGGAGCGCUGGAUCGUCCUGGGGUUCCUGGUGUGCCCCCUCCCCGUUUUGGGGGUGCCCCUGUUCCUGGGGUGCCCCCUGACACGGCGGGGUGCCCACAGUGGGGUUCCUGGUGUGCCCCCUCCCCGUUUUGGGGGUGCCCCUGUUCCCGUGCCCACCCCUGACUCAUGGGUGCCCGCAGUGGGGUUCCUGGUGUGCCCGGGGGCGCUGGGGGGGUCCCCCCCGUGCCAGGAGCUGUGGCGCCGGGCCCUGCAGGGCUCCCUCUUCGUCACCCUGGUGCGGGACGAGGCCCUGCCCGUGCACAAG